Messenger RNA from Achroia grisella, 1001 nucleotides. It is a transcript of the gene Rab6, whose product is annotated as ras-related protein Rab6. Lineage: Eukaryota; Metazoa; Arthropoda; Insecta; Lepidoptera; Pyralidae. The record is from RefSeq and is a predicted model, not a curated record. The coding region runs from base 152 to 781 and encodes 209 amino acids. Gene Ontology annotation, molecular function: GTP binding; GTPase activity. The transcript has 6 exons.
GUCGCGCCGUCAGUCUGCCGUAACGUGGCGGCGCUACGCUCGUGUGUGUGUGCUGCAGGAGUGGCUUUGAACUGUCAUUGUUCAUGUAGUUUUCUGUGAUAAGAAUUUUAUUGUGAAAUUAUAGUUUAGCGAACUAAUUUAUACAUUAACGAUGUCUGCGUCGGGAGAAUUUGGUAAUCCUUUACGCAAGUUCAAGCUUGUUUUCCUUGGGGAACAGAGCGUGGGAAAAACUUCGCUCAUCACUAGGUUCAUGUAUGAUAGCUUUGACAACACUUAUCAGGCAACAAUCGGUAUUGAUUUCCUCUCGAAGACUAUGUACUUGGAGGACCGUACAGUGAGACUGCAGUUGUGGGACACAGCAGGACAGGAACGGUUCCGUUCACUUAUACCUUCGUACAUCAGGGACUCCACAGUAGCGGUCGUCGUCUAUGAUAUAACUAACGCGAAUUCAUUCCACCAAACAUCGAAAUGGAUCGACGAUGUACGCACGGAGCGCGGGUCGGAUGUAAUCAUAAUGCUGGUUGGCAACAAGACGGAUCUCUCCGACAAGCGGCAGGUGUCCACCGAUGACGGCGACAGGAAGGCGAAGGAGCUCAACGUGAUGUUCAUAGAGACCAGCGCCAAGGCCGGUUAUAAUGUUAAACAGUUAUUCCGACGGGUAGCGGCGGCGCUUCCCGGUAUGGACUCAGCCGAGAGCAAGCCACCUGAAGACAUGCACGAGGUGAUCCUGCGACAGGCGCCAGGUGACAACAAGGAACCAGACGGCGGAUGUGCUUGUUAACCAUACCACCCAUCGAUAAUAUAGUGCAGCCGCUUUAUAAGGCCGCUUUCACAGCUGGACAAUAUUAUAUACCUAUGAUGAGAAAGAGAGAGACGUCAGUAAAUUUUGACAGCUGUCAAGAUGAACCUUUAAACGCGGUGUCAGUAUGGAUGUCAGUCUAUGCCAGGUACAACGCACGUUGUCGUCCUAAAACAGAAGUGUAAUGGUUAAAGGGCACAGA